Fusarium oxysporum Fo47 is the source of this 1497-nucleotide messenger RNA. Its product is annotated as cytochrome P450 family protein. NCBI's taxonomy places the organism in Eukaryota, Fungi, Ascomycota, Sordariomycetes, Hypocreales, Nectriaceae. The transcript is spliced from 9 exons. Gene Ontology annotation, molecular function: monooxygenase activity; oxidoreductase activity, acting on paired donors, with incorporation or reduction of molecular oxygen; iron ion binding. The record is from RefSeq and is a predicted model, not a curated record. Bases 1 to 1497 code for a protein of 498 amino acids.
AUGAACCAAGGAUUUGCAGUGAUUUUGCGCCCCGACUUUGGCGUGCUCGCCAUCACAACUAUCUUUUUCAUCGUCCUCUACGUCAUCUACCAGAGACUCUUCUCUCCUUUUUCGAAUAUCCCAGGGCCUUGGGCCGCUAGUGUUUCCAGGCUGUGGUUAACAUGGCAUGCGUACAAGGGAGACUUGCACCUGGUGAUGAUGGCUCUGCACAAGAAUCACGGAAGUGUCGUCCGAAUUGCACCCAGUGAAGUGCACGUUGUUCAGGAGCGUCUCAGAUCUCGCGUCUAUCAAAGUGCCGGUUCCAAGUUUCGCAAGUCAAGCUGGUACAACGUAUGGCAAGGUAGAAGAAAAUUCGACCUUUUCGCAGAGCAAGAUGAAAAGAUUCAUGGUGCUCAACGACGUCUUGUCAGCAGACCAUAUGCCAUGACUUAUCUGAAAGAUUUGGAGCCUUUUGUCGACAGUGCGCUACAUGUUUUCAUUGAUAAGCUCCAUGGCAUGGCUGGGCAAUCAAUCGACCUAGGUGCUUGGCUCCAGUUAUUUGCUUUUGAUGUAAUUGGGGAACUCACUUUCUCCAAGCGAUUUGGAUUUCUGGAAGCUGGACAAGACGACGGCUCGUUCAAGCAAAUCGAGGAUGCACUUGUGUCUGCCUCCUGGAUUGGCCAGGUCCCUUGGUUGUACUGGCUUCAUGACUAUCUGUCUCCCGUCAUCGGAACAUGGGUGGGGAUUGCAUCACGGCAUGGCACUAUUCGUACCCUUGCCGCACGCGAGGUCUCUGACCGCCUCGAUCGAGGAUCUGGACAUUCCGAUAUUCUCAGCAAGUUGCUGGCAGUUCACCAUGAGAAGCCGGAUCAAUUUGACCAUACAGCGCUUGUAUCAAUGGCAACAUCCAACAUCUUUGCGGGUAGCGACACUACGGCAAUUUCCAUUCGAGCCAUAUUUGACUUUCUGCUGAGAAAUCCUAGUUGCAAACGACGCUUGAUUGAUGAGAUUGAUGACUUGCAAAGGCGGGGUGAGCUCAGUGACCCUGUUUCGGUCACGCAGGCGGAGAAACUGGAAUAUCUGCAGGCCGUCAUGUAUGAAGCUCUGCGGCUUCAUCCUGCUGUAGGCAUGGCUCUACCUCGUGUUGUGCCUCCCGGUGGUGCUGAAAUUGAUGGGCAUUACAUGCCCCCCGGGUCUGUGGUUGGGGUGAAUCCCUGGGUCGUUCAUCGCAAUAAUGAAGUUUUUGGCCCUGACGUGCACGAAUUUCGACCUGAAAGAUGGCUUAAAGAGGAUACAGGAGACAUGCAUCGCUUUUUCUUUGCUUUCGGCUCUGGUGCAAGAAUGUGUAUCGGAAAAAACAUCAGUUGGAUGGAAAUGCUCAAGCUCAUUCCGACCCUUUUGAAGAACUUCAACAUAGAACUGGUUAAUCCACAUGUGGGCUUAACACAGAGAUGCCACUGGUUUGUCAUUCAGAAAGGAUUGCAGGUGACAAUUACACCAAGGAAGGGAACGGUUUAG